UCUCACAGGUAUAUCCCAAAGGUGAUGCAACUGGACUUGCCAACUCCUCUUUGCACAUUGUACUCAAGCACCUGGCUGGAGAAGAACUUUCCCUUGCUGCUGGUUGAGAGUACCAAGGUCUUUGAUGAUCUACAUCUAACAGAGCAACAGUGUUUGAUAGUUGAGGAGGAGACCAGGGAGCAAAGUAAAUCUAGAGUUUGGUUUGAUCAGAGAGCAGGAAGAGUCCCAGCAUCAGUUUUCAGUGAGGCAGCCCGAGCAGGCACACCUGCAUCCUUGAUCAAAAGAAUUUACUAUCCCCGUGCUUCUCAGUUCUCCACUGAGGCAACAAGAUGGGGUCAACAAAAUGAGGACAGAGCAAGGGAAAGCUAUGUUGCUAUGAUGCAAGACCACCAUGAAGACUUCCAGGUGAGGGCAUCAGGGUUCAUCAUCAACCCAGAACUCCCCUGGAUUGGAGCAUCACCUGAUGGUGUGGUAGCCUGCACUUGCCAUGGAGAUGGCGUUUUAGAGAUAAAAUGCCCCUUCAAAACCAGGAACUACUCCCUCACUGAAAGCUGCAAGGAUUCCUCAUUCUGUCUUGGCAUAGGAGAGGAUGGGGUCAUGGCACUGAGACAUAUCCACAAGUACAUGUAUCAAGUGCAGGCACAAAUGCACAUUGCAGAGGUGAGUUACUGUGACUUCAUGGUGUGGACACCACAGGAAGUUUUCACCUAGCGAAUUCCAUAUGAUCCUGUCUUCUUCCACGAUGCGUACGGCAAAGUGGUAAAUUUCAUCAAGCCUGUUGUGCUACCUGAGCGGCUGGGGAAAUGGUAUACAGCACCACGCCUUACUCCCGUAUACACCACAGCCACAAAACAGCCACCUGAAGUGGGAUGCUACUACAGUCAACCUGCAGGCACAGAUGUCAUUAUUUGCACAUCUGGUAACUGUAGGAGAAAGCACUUUCAUAAGACCUGCCUUAAGUUGACCAGGGUGCCUAAGACAUGGAAAUGUGUGGAGUGUAGAAAACAAGUUUAGUGUUACCAGUCUGUGACAGGGGAGCUGACAGACCUAAUGACAGUCUUGUAUAAAAUACUUGAAAGCAAUACUUGAGUAAAAGUAGUAUCUGGUUCCUGCACAACCUGUUUUUGCACACCCUAAUUACAAUAUCUCUGUCAUGCCCCACUGUAUUUUUGCUCAGAUGCACAUCUGCACCUGCCCUUUGCACCACUCACGUACUGUUCUGAACACUGAUUGAUAUUUUUGACUCUUAUGUAUAUUAUAUAAUUCUGUCUGUUAAACUUCCACUAUCUGUAUAUUGACUUUUUUACCACAUUCAACAUUCUUAUAGACAGU
Molecule: messenger RNA, 1332 nt
Organism: Sander lucioperca (pikeperch)
Lineage: Eukaryota; Metazoa; Chordata; Actinopteri; Perciformes; Percidae
Exons: 3
Coding region: 25-711 (228 amino acids)
Source: RefSeq, a predicted model, not a curated record